Phascolarctos cinereus (koala) is the source of this 2289-nucleotide messenger RNA. The record is from RefSeq and is a predicted model, not a curated record. NCBI's taxonomy places the organism in Eukaryota, Metazoa, Chordata, Mammalia, Diprotodontia, Phascolarctidae.
AUGGUGCGUGUACUUGCAGAUGAGGUCACUAUAUUACAAGUUUUACUUUUUACUUUGUUACAAGAUACCUUUUAUAAAAACUGUUUAGAUGGAAAUUUGUCACAUAAUGAUUUCUUAUCCACCACGGAUUUAAUUCAAGAACCAUUAAAAGAACAAGAGAGGCUGUUCUGCCACAAGAAAUUUUGUGUGCAGGAAGCAGGAAUACAUAAGACACCAUUGAACUUGGAGCUUGCAGGCUGGUACACACCUCUGGUAGAUGCCUUACAUCUAGACAGCUUAACAAAGACAUCAAGACUGAACAAAGCAAAUCUCUCGUGUGUAUCAAACAAAGUCCAUUUUUCAUGUGAAAGAUCAGACUAUGGAGAAGUAAAAGAUGAGUCUGCUUUGGACAUAACACUCAAAGGACACAAGUGCUCAGGCGUCUCAGUCGGUGUCCAGACAAUUGCAUAUCUUCUUGUUUCCUCCACAAUGGACGAUCUAUGUGUGAGGGAGAGCGUGGUUCAUCAGUUACCACCUGAGGGUUUACUGCAGGCCAGUGAGUAUCCCGCAGCACCCCCUGGCCACACUUCUUCCAUGAACAGUCCAGUACCCUCCAGUGAUUCAAGCUCUGGAUUUUUGACUAUCGCCUCUGAUCAUUUUGAUUCCAAAUUGCAAUGUGAAAAAGAGGAAACAGCACCAUCAGCUUCUAUAAUGAUAGAAAACCAAGGUAAAAAUUUAGCUAAUGAAGAUACUCCACUUCACAUCUUUAUGGAUGAAAAGAAAACCACAUUAAAUUUGGAAACCAAAGAACAAGCUGAAGCAGUUAUGGAAUGUAAAGAAGAAUAUGCUACUGGAGGAGAAACUGCUGCUUCUACUAUUCCGGUAACCAGUGUUAAAUCAGUCAGCUUUAGACAAAGUGACCACAGCAUUUCUACAAAUGAAAAAGAGGUAGAGGCUGAAUUUCUUAGAUUAUCUUUGGGAUUUAAGUGUGACUGGUUUACCUUGGAGAAAAGAGUCAAGCUUGAAGAGAGGUCUCGGGAUCUGGCUGAAGAGAAUCUAAAGAAAGAGAUCACUAACUGUUUAAAGUUAUUAAAGUCUUUAAUAACUCUCUGUGAAGAUGAUAACCAAGCCCAAGAAAUCAUUAAGAAGCUGGAGAAGAGUUUAAAGUUCCUUAACCAAUGUACAAUGAGAGUUGCUAGCAAGGCGGAGAUGCUGGGAGCCAUUAAUCAGGAAAGCCGAGUCAGUAAAGCAGUGGAAGUAAUGAUUCAGCAUGUUGAAAACUUGAAGCGAAUGUAUGCCAAAGAACAUGCGGAAUUAGAAGAGCUGAAACGAGCCCUCCUUCAGAAUGAAAGGCCUUUUAGCACCCUCGAAAAUGAAGAUGACACUCAAACUAAAAAGCGUUCAGCAUCUCUAAAUUCUAAGCCAUCUUCUCUUCGAAGAGUCAGCAUUGCAACCUUGCCCAGGAAUUUUGGAAAUACAGGACUGAUGUCAGGAAUUGAAAAAAACGACCGCUUCAGUAGGAGGUCAAGUAGUUGGCGUACUUUGGGAUCAAAGCAAAGUGAACACCGUCCAUCACUUCAGCACUUCAGUAGUACAUAUUCUUGGGCUGAUGAUGAAGGAGAGAAAUGUGAUUCAAAAGAUAAAGAAGAAUCAGAACCACCUGCAGAGGAAAUUUUAGAGGAAACAAGAAAGCUAAGCUUUUCUGAAAAGAAGAAAAAUCAAUCCAUAUGGGAUGUUUCUUCACUUUAUGACAUGGGAGCAACCUGGGCGUGUGAUCUCAAGACCUCCUUCCAAAGGACAAAUCUAACCCUCUGGAUUUCUGUCGUGUUUAUUGUACUGUUUGCAGCUUUUAUGAGCUUUCUUACAGGCCGAUUUUUCCAAAGGCCUGUAGAUGCUGCUCCUGUAGAAAACGGGGGCUCCUGGACUUCACUCCAACAAACUUUGUGGCCUUACACCAAACUCCAACACCACGGGCCCCCACCAGUAUAAAUGGCAACAACAAUCACAUGUUGAGUUUUAAAUGAACCUGAAAAUUGGUCAUUUUACUCUGGAAAGUUGCUUUCUUAUUUUAGCAUAAAAAACUGAAACAUAGAAAACCUCCAUCUUUUAAAAAUGUCACUGUCAUUCUUAUGUUCCUGAUAAUUUUCUAAAACUAAGUUAAUGAAUAUUGUUCUCUUCUCAAACUCCAUAGGAAGUCUGCGAUUUUUAGUGAACCUUACGAAGAAAGUUUGUACUGUUUUAUCCACUGUGAAAUGUUAAAGAAAUAAAGAAUCAUUACAGUUUUAAUACAACAGUUGUUGAAAUCCUCAA